Molecule: messenger RNA, 1114 nt
Organism: Arabidopsis arenosa
Lineage: Eukaryota; Viridiplantae; Streptophyta; Magnoliopsida; Brassicales; Brassicaceae
Source: the annotation of a GenBank genome assembly
GGAAAUACAACAUUAUAAGUAUAUUAGGUAACAUAUUUGAACAUAGCUCUCUAUAAAGUAGAUAUAUAUUUAGAGAGAGAGAGAUGGGGAGGCAACCAUGUUGUGAUAAAGUAGGGUUAAAGAAAGGGCCAUGGACUAUUGAAGAAGACAAGAAGCUCAUCAACUUCAUCCUCACCAAUGGCCAUUGCUGUUGGAGAGCUCUUCCCAAGCUUUCUGGACUAUUGAGAUGGUCAAAGAUUGCCUCUCAUCUACCAGGAAGAACUGAUAAUGAAAUAAAGAACCAUUGGAACACACACAUAAAGAAAAAGCUAAGGAAGAUGGGUAUUGACCCUUUGACCCAUAAGCCUCUCUCUGAACAUGAAGCUUCACAACAAGCUCAAGGGAGCAAGAAAAGCUUCGGGCCUCAUGAUGACAAGAACCCAAAACAAGAUCAAGAAGAUCAACAAACCAAAGGCGAACAAGAGCAAGAUUUGGAGAAGAACAACACAUCAGUUUCUAGUGAUGGGUUUUGCAUUGAUGAAGUCCCAUUGCUCAAUCCACAUGAGAUCUUGAUCGACAUCUCUUCUUCUCAUCAUCAUCAUUCUAAUGAUGAUAACGUCAAUAUCAACACUAGUAAAUUUACUUCUCCUUCUUCCUCUUCCUCUUCUACCUCGUCUUGUAUAUCAGCAGUAGUACCGGGUGAUGAGUUCUCCAAGUUUUUUGAUGAAAUGGAGAUUCUUGACCUCAAGUGGCUUUCGUCGGGGGAUAAUAAUAGCAAAGACGGCAAGUUCAACAACACUGCUGAUACAAUGAACUUGUGGGACAUCAAUGAUUUGAGCAGCUUGGAUAUGUUUAUGAAUGACCAUGAUGAUGGUUUUGUUGGAAAUGGUAAUGGAUGUUCAAGAAUGGUUUUAGAUCAAGAUUCAUGGACAUUUGAUCUCCUCUAGCUAGCUUCUAGUUUUUUCUUGAUGUUUUUUAAGUAGAUUUUUUUCUUUGUUCUUAAAGUGGGGGAUUUGGGUUUGGCCUUGGUGUUGCAGUUUAGUGGAUUAUUAUGUACAAUACAUGUAAUAAAGAUUGCAAUUGUGGACAUUCGUUUCUCUGUUUUUUCCUUCACUAAUGAAAUAUUUUCAUAGGA